CAGGAACCAAGCUCCUCAUGGCCAAGGACGAUUACCUUGGUGAGACUAGCAUUGCCACAUAGCUAUUGGAGCCAACGAGUUUAUCUUAUUAAAUGACACUAAUUAUGGAUCUUGUUUUUAUUCAGACUGUUCGCAAGGGAAAUUGCCGUCGAUGAGCGCGGAACCACCUAAAUCACAUAUAUUAGAUAGCCACCACCACCACCACCACCGACAACACCAUCAACGACAGCGCCCACGAUCCCAACCCCGAGAAGCUUCGACACCCACCAAGAAGAAAAAGAAGAAGCUAACGCAUGCUACCGGCCAAGGGAAGAGCGAAGAUAAGCGCGAAGUAAAAAACGGCUGGUUUGCGAUUCGGGAUAUUAUUGACGAGAAGUUCGAGCGAGGGAAGACGUAUUACCUGGUCGAUUGGGAGGGUACCGAUGAGACUGGCAACCCACAUGUGCCAUCGUGGGAACCUAAACAAAACGUAACAUCCCUUGCGAUAAAUGAUUGGAUGGUUAGGAAAGCCAGAUCCAAGUACACCCAGGAUAAACUUGAUGUAGUUGUUGGCGACGUUAGUCCCUCUAUGCAAGAGUUUAAUACUCGGGAGAGCGGUUCCGUCUCAACAUCUAAUCGGCAACACCAAGGUCGUGCUAAGAAGCGCCUUUUAGAACACUCAUCUUUGUAUGAGUCAGGGCUUAGCGAGGAACCUGCAUCAAAACUACCCAAGCUAAAGCUUAAAAUAACAGAGAAACCAUCGGCACUCUCCAGGAGUGCGGGUCAUGACCUUGGACAUACUAAGGAGCUGUCAGAGCCGCAGGGUGAGCUGAAUCACGACAACUUACAUACCCACCCCUCGGACGAUAUUCAAGGCGAUCCAAAGCCCUACAAAUCUCGCAUAGUAAUACGGUUGCCGCGCGACCCAACAUUUCCCGCGGAUCAAUACGUGUGCGUGCCACCCGAUUCACAACAAACGGAUAGCCAGCAGUCUUCUCAGCUUGCUGGUGCCCAUGCUGCACUAGCUCACGAAUCUGAGGUUGAGAGUCAAGAGCAGAGGACCGUGCCUGAUUCUCAGGAGAUACACAGCGCUUUAAUUUCUGAUGUGCACAGCAGUAUCCCAGACCACUUAAGUUCAUUUGGAGCAAGUCAGCUUCAGCUUCAGGGACGUGCCGUUGUCGCAUCUCAGCGCGAAGAAAGGCUUCAGCGUCCAGAAUCGUUUGGGAACUCAACAGAAAUUCCUUCGCGUCAGCCGGAUCGCCCUUUUGUUGGAAACCAGGGAAACUUAUCAACUUCGACUUUUCUGAUUGGGACUGUUGUAGGUUCGACUGCGCCCGACAAUUCGCAAAGCACCAUUGGUAAAGAAAAUCCUAGUUUCUUGACACAAGAAGGCCUCAACGUUGAUGUUGUUCCACCAACGUCCCAGCCUACCAGUUUUGCAUCUACUCUACCUCACGAAUUAGCUUGGGACGAGUACAUCUCUGCGACGAGUAUCAGCCAAGAUCAGAGCCAGGCACCUGUAACAAGUAAUAACUCACAGGCCGCUCAAGUCGUGCUGCCCCUCAGUAGCCAACAGGGAGGGCUCGCGACGUAUAGCGAGGCGACCUUUGCUGUUUAUGACGAUUCAGUUGUACCUGACACUGUACUAAGAAACGCGCAGGACAAACGCAAUCCUCAACAUUCAAGCCAAGCUUUAAGUGAAUUGGAUGGUAAUACUAGAAAUACAUCGUUCGCAGAAGACCAGCAACCUGAAUUAGAACCUGAGCUGAGUGACGCAGAGCUUUUGCAAAUUAUUCCCGCGAAACCGGUAGAUUUCGGAGCAAAUAAAAUGCCUUUAGGACCACCUACGUUCGGAUCUCAGCAACCGGCCGCGCCUACGAAUAUGGAUACCGACCAGCCCGCCCGGCUUACGGCACGCGAGAGACUGAGAUUAAUUCGGGAGCGCCACUUUGAAACCCUGAACGACAAUUUCCCGCGACGAAAGGCUCAAGUCGAGGCUCGUGCUAGAGCGGCUAGCACUGAUGAGGGUUCCUCAACAGGCCCGCAACCGGACAUUCAAGAGGCACCAAUUGUUCGAGCUCCUUCUUCCCGAGAUAUUAGUCCCUUGACUCCAGUAAACCUGACAUCUCAAUCUUUCCCGAUCCCGCCUCUAGAGACAGCUGCCAACGACACAUCUUCUGAUCAUCAAUUACCAGUACCUGAGACUACCCAAACACCCGUUGAGCAAGAGAAGGAAGCCGAGCUGGGAUUAGAGGAGAGCGGCCCUGCUGAGGUAGGGUAUGAUACCCAUGAAGAAGAGCAGCCUGCAACCUUGGACCCAUCAGCCUUGACGUUAUCUAUCGAACAUGAUAUGGAUGCCAGCCCAUCAAUGCCAGUACACGAUGCUCUCCACAACAGUCUACAGAUACCAGAUGAAUUUAUUAUACCGCAUGAGGAAGAUGAGACACCUCUUGGCUAUCCGAGAAGCCUUCUCCCAUAUAUACCCACGGGACCUAACGAGUAUCUCGUUACGCUUCCGUUCUACAACAGCUGCCGGCCUGUAUAUAACGACGUCCUUCGUGACAAUGAGGAGCUUAUUCGCGAGUAUAACGCUGCAUUUCGUGUUGCCCCUCAUCAAAUACCACACCCUGCAACAGUAUCGAAAAUUGACGAGAUGUUCUCUCGUCUUUUCGAUAUUUGCGACCUGCCACCGUUUAUAGAAACUACAACGAUUAUGACACCUACAGAGGUAACGAAGCACCUCGUUAAUACUAAUGCGAAAUUCGCAUUUGUUGCCGAGUUGCUUGUUUACUUGGCCGAAGAGAAUUCGGAUAAGAAAGUUCUCAUAUUGUCCCGUCCCGGAAAGGUUAUGGAUUUCCUUGGUAACAUUAUAGAAGCAAGAGGUUACCGUUAUAUUCGAUCCGGCCUGGAGAUCGUCGGCCCUUCUAGUGCUGAGCACAGUCUGACCGUUGCUAUUUCAUCAACCCUUGAUAACUCCACAUCAAUACCCGAAGAUAUCGACGUAGUCAUAGCAUACGACCAUACAUAUCGGCCUGAGUUGCUCCCACAAACGGUCCGAGAACGUUCCAUAUUAAUGGUUCUAACGAAUAUAUGCUCCAUUCAACACCUUAAUAUGCGUAUCUCAGAAAACCUAGAAUCACUGGAACGAAAGAACGUGCUCGUGCUCGCACUAGUCAAAGCAAUGCGGUAUAUAGAAGACGUUGACGACUCUCUAAUUGUCAAAUUUCACAUGGCAGCUGAGACUUUCUGCAAGUACAUACAAGAUACAGAUGACGACGAUUUCUAUUGGGAGCCUUAUGAGGUGCCAGAGGAUGUGUUCGAGGAUUUGCACGCUGCUAACUCUCAAUCGCAAGUAUCGCAGUCCGGUUUAGGGGCCUUUGGAACUGAGCAGCUUCCGGGUAGUCGGAAGAGGUCUCACGAGGGCGAAGAUGAUGAUAUUUCCUCUAAGCGCCCUAGAGUAUCACAACCUACAGUUGUCACUCAUGUGAGUCACAUCAGCGACUCGCUGAAAGGUCUUAUCGGAGAUGACACGGUGGACGAGUCGCCGAAGGCAAUGCUCUCAGUUUCAGUGGGCAAGCUAGAGAAGCUAUCAGCUAAGGUCACAAGCCUCAAGGCCAAGUUGCGCGAGAGCCAAAUGCGAGAAAAGCAAUUCCGCCAACUGAGCGAUCGAUCCAAGGAAGAGGUCGAUAACUAUGCUUCUACCGUUAGGUUGGUACAAGAGAAGUAUAUGACUUCCCUGAAGGACCGUGGAACCUACGAAGACCAGUACUACAAGGCCAAGGAGGAAGCCCUAGUGGCCAGUGCAAAUCUUGAAUCCAAACGGAGGGAAUAUGACGGUCUAAAGGAAAAAUUUGCAGAGCAGCAAACACGAUUAUCUGCAGCGCAUGAAUCGCUUCUUGAGUCUGCAAAUCCCGAGGUUGCCAAGAUGGUACGGCUAGAGAAAGAGCUCGAAGAGUCUAAAAUCAAGGUGCAGAGCCUAGAAAAGAAGGCUGCAUUAGCCAACAACGAGUUGGAAUAUGCCAAGAGUGCCUACCAGGAUGCAUCUCAGAGAGCUGCGGAGCUCCAGGCCGAGAACCGCGCGCUCGAACAACGAGUUGAAGAACUCAAUCGCAAGGCCGACGACAACAGAGUUAAAAUAAACCAGAUUCAUGUGGAGAGCGAGAGCAAGGAACUUCUACGAUUACUUAAUGAGCAAAAGAGCAUCGUUCGCGACCGAGAUCUAGAGCUCACCCGACUCCGGGACGAGCUGCGAAUGCUGAAGGAAAGCCGACGGGGUACGAGACAGAGUAGUGUUCCUCGAAGCCCGCGGUUAAGCGCCUUUGGCGUUAACAGUCCUCGCAACGGUGGUCGCACUAAGGGUAGCUCUAGUAGUCGUGGUACUAGUCCUGCUCCGGCGACGGGAAUCUUCGAGGCGGGAGGCGGAAUUGGCACUCCAGUUCCAAAUAGUCGAGCUUCCCAUCUGCGAGAGUCCAGGUUCUGAGGUUCCGACGAGGGUCAAAGAGCUUCUAAAAAUGGUGCAUUGCGAUCUCAUCGCGACCCCCCCCACCAGCGGCAAUGGAAUGACGGAAAGGAAUGGAAAACGUCCUCCGUCCUCACUCCUUUCUCUCUCACUUUUUUGAUCUUACACCCGGUAGGCAGGAGGGCAGCAAUGCGUUUAUAUUUGUUUGUACUAAAGAUUGCGUCGGGGCGGAGGGUCUUCAGGCUCCUCCUUUUCAGUUCGUUUUUGUCUUAGCGGAGCGUACAUGGUCGAUUGAUUUAGCUAGAUAGAAGGACCUCCAAACCUAGGGAUACUAGGAUCGCUGUUAUUGCUGUUACUUGCCUUGCUAUUGUUACUACUACUGAUUUGUAUUACGACGAACGAUAGGGGGGCAGGCGGGAGGUAGAUGGUGUAUACUUGCAGAGAGCACCUUACAGUGAAUACACGGUAUGUGCUGCGUUGACAAACACUCGUCAUUUUUGUUCUUCGCCGACAAUAUGAGAAGGGGCAUUUUACUACAAUUUUUAGAUGAAUCCAUAAGAAUGCUUGCUCUGUGCC
This is a messenger RNA of Daldinia decipiens, 5014 nucleotides long. RefSeq lists its product as uncharacterized. Bases 152 to 4459 code for a protein of 1435 amino acids. The record is from RefSeq and is a predicted model, not a curated record. NCBI's taxonomy places the organism in Eukaryota, Fungi, Ascomycota, Sordariomycetes, Xylariales, Hypoxylaceae. The transcript has 4 exons.